AUGUCCGAUCAAGGCCGAGAGAACCUCCGUGGCACCACCGCCAAUGGCGCCAACACCAACGGGGCGACCACCAACGGGGACAGCACCAACGCCCGGGUGACUGACAAGGAGUUGCUGGCUUUCACCUCCAGCGACAGAUCAGUGGCCUUCGUUGACAACUGGCUCGUCGAUGGCCAUUUCGAAGGUGCCGGUCCAACUGGCACCUCGAAUGGUUACCAUGGCGAGUCAGGCGACAAUGAGGCUGACAACGACCAGUACCCCGACUCGGAGGAUGAGUACCCCGACCUGUGGACGAUGUUCGAAUUGGAGUUGGACGACCCGGCUGAUAACCAACCAGCCACUGCCAAUAGCCACGCCGCCACUGGCCAACCUAGUACCCCAGCCAGUGGUACAGGAGCCAGCGGCACCAAUGCAGGCUCAGGCAGCCCGACCGCAGCUUCGGCUGUUACUGGAGACCGCAACGAGGCGACUAACCCCGCAGCCAGUGGGGUCCGUCGUCUACAGCGCCGUCAUAGUCGCUAA
This is a messenger RNA of Penicillium malachiteum, 522 nucleotides long. RefSeq lists its product as uncharacterized. Bases 1 to 522 code for a protein of 173 amino acids. The transcript has a single exon. The record is from RefSeq and is a predicted model, not a curated record. Lineage: Eukaryota; Fungi; Ascomycota; Eurotiomycetes; Eurotiales; Aspergillaceae.